GGUCAGCGUCCUCGGCCAGUGGGCAUGGUGGCGGCCUGCGCCCUCGCCUGGCGCAGCCAGAAGAGCCGCCGGCCGGGGGUGCCAAUGGCUCCCCGCGUGAGGGAGUGAGCGGCGGCCCCCCCCCGCCCCCCGCCGAUGGGGGUCGUAGCGGCCCAGGACUGAGGCCGCGCCGCCGACCGCCAGGUGACGCAUGGUGCACGGAGUGACCAGCGGCCCUGCCAGGGUGAUGGCAAGAGGGGCGUGAGCGGCCCUCGAGGUCACCUGUGACUGCUGCAGACACAGGUCCCAGCGCCCCCGGCCAGCCACCCGACCUUCCCGGCCACGCCCCCGGCGGCGGAUGGGGCCGGUGGGGCCCCAAGGCGCCGCGUGACCCACCGUCCGGCCCGCGCCCCACCCCACCCAACCCGGCCAUGGCGGGCGCCGAGGGCUUCCAGUACCGGGCGCUGUACCCGUUCCGCCGGGAGCGGCCCGAGGACCUGGAGCUGCUGCCGGGCGACGUGCUGGUGGUGAGCCGCGCGGCGCUGCAGGCGCUGGGCGUGGCCGAGGGCGGCGAGCGCUGCCCGCAGACCGUGGGCUGGAUGCCCGGCCUCAACGAGCGCACGCGGCAGCGGGGCGACUUCCCCGGCACCUACGUGGAGUUCCUGGGGCCCGUGGCCCUGGCCCGGCCCGGCCCGCGCCCACGGGGCCCGCGCCCACUGCCCGCCAGGCCGCGCGACGGUGCCCCCCUGCCAGGCCUUGCCCUCCCCGACCUGCCGGAGCAGUUCUCCCCUCCCGAUGCGGCCCCUCCUGUCCUGGUGAAGCUGGUGGAGGCCAUUGAGCGGGCAGGGCUGGACGGCGAGCCCUACCACAGGCCGGAGCUGCCCGCCCCGCGCACAGACUGGUCCCUGAGCGACGUGGACCAGUGGGACGCGACGGCCCUGGCAGACGGCAUCAAGGGCUUCCUGCUGGCUCUGCCCGCACCCCUCGUGACGCCCGAGGCCUCGGCCGAGGCGCGCCGGGCCCUGCGGGAGGCCGGGGGGCCCCUGGGGCCGCUGCUGGAGCCCCCGACGCUGCCGCUGCACCGCGCGCUCACGCUGCGCUUCCUGCUGCAGCACCUGGGCCGCGUGGCCCGCCGCGCCCCCGCCCUGGGCCCCGCGGUGCGGGGCGGCGCCACCUCGCGCCCGCUGCUGCUGCGCGCGCCGCCGCGCGCGCGAUCGUCGCCCCGCCCGGGCGCCCUUGCCCCCAGGAGCGAGCCCAACGCGGACUUUCCCGCGCUGCUGGUGGAGAAGCUGCUUCAGGAGCAUUUGGAAGAGCAGGAGGUGGCGCCCCCAGCGCUGCCGCCUAAGCCCUCCAAGGCGAAGCCGGCCCCCGCGGGCCUAGCCAAUGGCGGGAGCCCGCCCUCCCUGCAAGACGCCGAGUGGUACUGGGGGGACAUCUCCAGGGAGGAGGUGAACGAGAAGCUCCGGGACACGCCCGACGGCACCUUUCUGGUCCGGGACGCGUCCAGCAAGAUCCAGGGGGAGUACACGCUGACCCUCAGGAAAGGCGGGAACAACAAGCUGAUCAAGGUCUUCCACCGCGACGGGCACUACGGCUUCUCGGAGCCGCUCACCUUCUGCUCCGUGGUGGACCUCAUCAGCCACUACCGCCACGAGUCGCUGGCGCAGUACAACGCCAAGCUGGACACGCGGCUCCUCUACCCAGUGUCCAAGUACCAGCAGGACCAGCUGGUCAAGGAGGACAGCGUGGAGGCGGUGGGCGCCCAGCUCAAGGUCUACCACCAGCAGUACCAGGACAAGAGCCCGAGUCGCCGCUCGUACGCGGAAGUCCACGCGCGCUCCCAGCCCCUCCCCCAGGAGCUACAGAUGAAGCGCACAGCGAUUGAGGCUUUCAACGAGACCAUCAAGAUCUUCGAAGAGCAGGGCCAGACGCAGGAGAAGUGCAGCAAGGAGUAUCUAGAGCGCUUCCGGCGUGAGGGCAACGAGAAGGAGAUGCAGAGGAUCCUGCUGAACUCGGAGCGGCUCAAGUCCCGCAUCGCGGAGAUCCACGAGAGCCGCACGAAGCUGGAGCAGCAGCUGCGGGCUCAGGCCUCGGACAACCGGGAGAUCGACAAGCGCAUGAACAGCCUCAAGCCGGACCUCAUGCAGCUGCGCAAGAUCCGCGACCAGUACCUCGUGUGGCUCACCCAGAAAGGCGCCCGGCAGAAGAAAAUCAACGAGUGGCUGGGGAUCAAAAACGAGACUGAGGACCAGUACUCGCUCAUGGAGGACGAGGACGACCUCCCGCACCACGAGGAGCGCACGUGGUACGUGGGCAAGAUCAACCGCACGCAGGCGGAGGAGAUGCUGAGCGGCAAGCGGGACGGCACCUUCCUCAUCCGCGAGAGCAGCCAGCGCGGCUGCUACGCCUGCUCCGUGGUGGUGGACGGCGACACCAAGCACUGCGUCAUCUACCGCACGGCCACCGGCUUCGGCUUCGCGGAGCCCUACAACCUGUACGGGUCGCUCAAGGAGCUGGUGCUGCACUACCAGCACGCGUCGCUCGUGCAGCACAACGACGCGCUCACCGUCACCCUCGCGCACCCCGUGCGCGCCCCGGGCCCCGGCCCGCCGCCCGCCGCCCGCUGAGCGCGGGGCAACCCG
Molecule: messenger RNA, 2621 nt
Organism: Microcebus murinus (gray mouse lemur)
Lineage: Eukaryota; Metazoa; Chordata; Mammalia; Primates; Cheirogaleidae
Source: RefSeq, a predicted model, not a curated record